UAUAUUUGCAGAAAAUUUUGAGUUCAUUUUUCCUCCGUAAAGUUCCAGAUGAUUGAAAAUUUAUAUCAAGAUUACUUCCAAAUGAAUCUAUUUGUUAUUUCGUGUAUUUAAGCAGUUUCAAGAUCAAAAAGUAUUUUGUGUUUGCGCUAUACGCCAACUUUUGCGCUGACGUUAAUAAAUACACUGACAGUUGUCAAAACGAAUGCGCCGUUAUCAUUGAAAUUGUCAUUUUAACCCAUCGUGGUCUGGAGCGACUUGUGUCUGUCAUGUACGUUAAUCGUUAUGCUGAAUUUAAACGAACCUCAAUAGGACGUCGGCAAACUGAACUUUAAGAGUUAUGCUGGCAGCUGAGUCUUGUUAAAGGAAUCGACACAUCUUCACAUCGAUUUAAUUCAGGAACUUGUGUAUCCAAGAAUAUAGUAUACAGUAAUGAAGCGUUUAAGAGAACAGACACCUGAAGAGGAACCUCUUUCUAAACGAAUAAACAAUCUUCAUCUAGAUGGAUCGUCAGUCAGUUUGUCUUCCUCUGUCGCUUCUCAAAAUCUUCCCAUGAAUAAUCCACUCCUAGAGAACAACAUGAAUUGCCUGCAAGAAAGAUUACGAAGUGCAGCAGUAGCAGGGGUACCAGUUCCAGGUGUCCUCAAUAGUACAUCAAAUGGACUGUUGAAUGGUGUUUCUCAUAUACAAAAUGGCAUUGACAGAAUUGCUAGUGAACUCAUAGCAAGAAGAGAGAUGCCAGAAUCAUUAAACCUUUUAUACCCUAACAUAAACCCUACCUCAAAUGACGCUUAUUUUGGAUUUAACAAAGUAUUACACGAUCUUCACAUUGAGAGGUUAAAAAGGUUAGGGAAAAUACCAAUUUAAGGUAGCAGUUCAUGUAUAGUGAAGUGAAUCUCAUAGCUUGCAUUGUUUUGUCAUUCAUUCAUCCUGCUUUUGUUUGUUGUUUUAGCUUUUACUCCAUUAAGUCUGUGAUAAUUGCAUGGCUUACCAUGGACUUCCGUUUAAUCCAAUAAGAGAAAAGCAGUGGGAUUUUCUUCUAUUUUUAAAUACCUUCUACUUUUUGUGAUAAUGAAAAAUCCCUUGUCUUUCCAUACUUGUAAUGUUCAGUGUAUGUGAAUGAUAUUGGAUAUGUAAUGUCUGUAAUGUUGAUUAUCGUGGUAUACUACAGUAUUUAUUUUUAAUGUGUGUUAACAGAAGCAUCGACCUUGUAUGUAAUAGAACAGUUAUAAAUUUUAA
Molecule: messenger RNA, 1236 nt
Organism: Macrobrachium nipponense
Lineage: Eukaryota; Metazoa; Arthropoda; Malacostraca; Decapoda; Palaemonidae
Exons: 2
Coding region: 430-864 (144 amino acids)
Source: RefSeq, a predicted model, not a curated record